AACUAUUUUCAAAGAAAUUAGACAUUGAUUGAGGACAAGAUAAGGAGAAAUUAUCUCUACUGAUAAAGGAUAUUAUAAAUUAGAUAGAUAAUUAUUGGUUUCACUUCAGUAUUUUCGAUCACACGCGCAAAAUGGAAAUCAGUAAAAAUCUACCCCUUGAAAAGACUGCAUUAAUUGUUGAAUUUAACAAUGAGUCUACUCCCAGUAAUUCUGGUUACUUAGGUUCAUCAAGCAAUGAAAUAAAUAAUCAAACUAAUAACCAGGAAAAUACAUUAGAAGGACAGCUGAUUACUCAUGAAUUUGAAGCAUCCGUUUCACAUAAACUUUCUUUGAAAGAUGUAAUGCCUCAGGUCAUGAUGAGCUGCUUAGCACAUUGUAUUGUUAUUCAAGCUGGCAUAAACAUGGCUUACAGCACAAUUUUAGAAGAUGGAUUAACAAAGGAUUUUUCUGCUACAGUAGAUCAAUUAUCUUGGACAGCAAGUUUGGUAACUAUUGCACUGCCACUUGGAUCUUUUAUUGUUGGACCUUUAAUGGAUUUAUUUGGAAGAAAAAAAAUAUGUUUGGCAUCAUGCAUACCAGGUUUAAUUUCCUGGAUCAUAUUGAUAUUUGCCAAUUCAAUGACAAUGAUUUAUAUUGCACGAAUAAUUGCUGGCUUAUCAGGAGGAUUAUCAACUGUUGGAAUUGUGUAUAUAUCAGAGAUUACACAUCCAAACAUAAGACCUAUGUUACUAUGUUUCAACUCAAUUUUUGUUUCACUGGGUAUUUUAUUGACGUACUGUCUAGGUGUAUGGCUUACAUGGAAAAAGAUGGCUAUUGUAUUUUUAGUUCUUCACAUAUUCAUAUUUUUUAUAUUAUUUCUCAUACCCGAAAGCCCUUACUGGAUAAAGUGUUUUAGAAAUAAAAACUCAGAAGAGCAAGCAAAUAAAUUAGAAGCAGUUCUAAAAAAAUUAAAUAAGUCUGAAGAAAUUUAUAAUCAAGAAUUGAAACGUAUAAGUGAAGUUUCCCAAAAUCAGAAGACAAAUGAUUUACCAAAUGAUUCGUUUGUGAAAAAGUGUUUAUAUUUUUAUCAUCAAUUAGGAACUACAACUGUUUACAAACCAUGCAUCAUUUUGUUAUUUUUAUUUCUGUUUCAACAACUUACUGGAACUUAUGUGAUUAUAUUUUAUGCUCUAUCUGUAUUUGAUAAACUAGGAGGGCAAUUUGGAAAAGGAUUAAACAAGUAUGGUGCUAUGGUUAUCCUUGGCAUAAUACGCUUCCUUAUAAGCAUACUCACAGCAUUUUUCAGUAAGAAAUUUGGACGACGCAUACUUUUAAUAACAAGUGGACUGGGUAUGGCUUUUUCCAUGUUUUUUUCAGCUAUGUAUUUAUACAUAACUUCGUCACCAGAUGAAAGUGGUAAACUAAAAGAAGUCAUGGCAGAUCAGAAAUGGCUUUUACUUGUGAUUGUUCUUUUAUUCGUGUGCACAAGUUGUUUAGGCUUUGUAAUUAUUCCAUGGACAUUGAUUGGAGAACUACUACCUAUUUCAGUUAGAGGCAUGAUAGGAGGUUAUAUGGUAUCUAUUGCAUAUAUAAUGAUGUUUGGAAUGAUAAAAGGAUAUCCAUAUAUUAUUGCAGAAAUGGGUACACAAGGUGUAUUUUUCUUCUUUAGUGUUACAUCACUUAUAAGUGUUGGUUUUGUAUAUGUCUUUUUACCAGAAACUUUGGGAAAAUCAUUUACUGAAAUAGAAAGAUAUUUCAAAAAUUGAAGUUACAAUCUAACAGAUAAACUAAGUUUAUAUUAGCAUUGAUUUUUUUUAUCAUUAUAGAAUUUCAAAUAAGCAAUAGAUUUUACUGAAAUUAAAAAUAAGAACAUUAUCUUAUAUUAUAUAAGUUUUAAGGCAACUCGUUUUAAUCAAUGAAUGUUUUCAAAUUAUUGUCAGGUAAUAUGAAAAUACCUAAUUGUGCAAAAAUAAUCACAUAAGAC
Messenger RNA from Phymastichus coffea, 1963 nucleotides. RefSeq names its product facilitated trehalose transporter Tret1-like. The coding region runs from base 132 to 1745 and encodes 537 amino acids. Gene Ontology annotation, molecular function: transmembrane transporter activity. NCBI's taxonomy places the organism in Eukaryota, Metazoa, Arthropoda, Insecta, Hymenoptera, Eulophidae. The record is from RefSeq and is a predicted model, not a curated record. Gene Ontology annotation, biological process: transmembrane transport. Gene Ontology annotation, cellular component: membrane. The transcript is spliced from 6 exons.